AAGAUAACGCUCAGUGUCAGUGUGUUGUCGGCGAAUCUGAGUGAGAGCGAGUGUGUCAGUGGAGGGAUUUCUAAAUAACUGUGAAAAGAGAAGAGAAAAAUACAUGUAAUAUAUGUUGUGAAUAUUUUUUUCCCUACAAAAGUACACCGCAUUCCAAUCUUCUUUGGGCAAGACCUAUUAGUCUGGUGGUGGAAACUCAGUCGUAAGAUCAACCGUCCCUCUUAUGGCUCCUCCUUGAAUGGAGUGGACUGGAACUGUAUUCUGAAACGCUUCGGACUCAUCAUCACGGUCUUGUGCAGCAGGAGGCGGCGAGAUGCUGGGCGGCGGGGCUGGUGACCGCGCCGCGUCCGCCAGGAGUGUCCAGCUCAUCAUGUAUGUGGUGGGCUUCCUGGACCUGGCUGGAGUGAUGAUCGUUAUUCCAAUGUUCGUGACACAUUUGCGGCACCUUGGCCUGUCGCCGCUCAUGAAUGGCGCCAUCCGAUCCUUCUACGGCGUGCUGCAGCUUGUGUUCUCGCCGCUCGUGGUGUGUGGUGGGUCGGUGGAGUGACCGGUACGGGAGGCGUCCUCUGCUAGUGAUAUGCCUGGGGGUGUCUGCCCUCAGCUACCUGGUUCUUGGUUCCUCGGCCUCUAUCUGGGUCGUCAUUGGAUCCAGAAUUGUCACUGGAAUCUUCAAGCACAGUACAACAUUGUGUAAGUCUGUGCUAGCGGACGUCACGCCUCCCGAGGACAGACCAAAGGUGAUGGGCAAGUUCAAUGGCGCCAUGGGCAUCGCCAUCAUCCUCAGCCCGGCCAUCGGGGGUCAUCUGGCUCACCUGGACAACGGGUUCGCCAUUGUGUGCAGUGUGAGCAGUGUCAUCUUCCUCGGCAAUUGCGUGGUGUGCCUUGGCCUCCUGCCGAACGAGUUGCCACUCCACGCUCGGCGGCCUGAUGGAGAUCCGUCAAAGAAAGACAUCACAACCACACCUCGGAAUGAAUGGCUCUCAUUGCUGUAUGAAGUUGAGUGGAAGGUAUUCGGUGACAUUUUUGUGGUGGAUUUCUUCCUGACAUUUGCUGCCUAUGCCUACAGGGCAAGUUUUGUUUUGAUAAUUGACCAGAUGUUCGCCGUGAGUCCCUCCACAAUUGGCUACAUCAUCUCUUUCCAGGGUGCUAUCGGAGCAGUGGCAGGAUUCUUGGCGGGCCGAUUGUCGCGAUUUCAAGGUAGCUCCCAGAUGGUGCUAUUCAACAGCGCGUUAGUGCAGGCUGUCUCUCUCCUCGGGCUUACCUUCGCGCCCUCCAUCCUGCUCAUUGUCAUGUUGCUGGUGCCCCUGAGCGUGAGCGCGACCCUCAUUCACACCGCCACCUCCACCCUCAUCAUUGACCGCUGUGUCCCAUCCAAGAUUGGUUCAGUGACUGGCGUGGCCCAGGGCAUCCCCGCUAUCGCUGGCAUGACAACCCCAGUGCUGGCAGGCCUGGCGCAGGAGGCUGGAGUGCGCGGGCCCGGCGUGCUGGCUUCGGUGGCAGCCUUCGUCGGUGCUGCAGCAGCAGGCUGGGCAGCUCACUACAGGCACACCACCAGGAAGACAGGGACAUAGGUUAUGUAAGGUGGCGGAUCUCGGAUAUCUGUAAAUGUAAAGAUUAAACUGUAGAUAUUGA
Portunus trituberculatus (swimming crab) is the source of this 1632-nucleotide messenger RNA. RefSeq names its product major facilitator superfamily domain-containing protein 9-like. Gene Ontology annotation, biological process: transmembrane transport. Bases 468 to 1571 code for a protein of 367 amino acids. The transcript is spliced from 8 exons. Gene Ontology annotation, molecular function: transmembrane transporter activity. The record is from RefSeq and is a predicted model, not a curated record. NCBI's taxonomy places the organism in Eukaryota, Metazoa, Arthropoda, Malacostraca, Decapoda, Portunidae.